AUGCCCGGCAUCGUCGACCCCCAGCUCGCCCCCCUGGACAUUGCCGUCGUCGGCUCCGGCCUGGGCGGCCUCUCCGCCGCCAUCGCCCUCCGCCGCGGCGGCCACCGCGUCACCAUCUACGAGCGCUACGACUUUGGCGGCGAGGUCGGCGCCUCCCUGUCGUGCGCCUCCAAUGGCUCCCGCUUUCUCGAGGAAUGGGGCAUCGACGUCUCCAAGGCCAAGCCCGUCGUCCUGCGCGACCUCAUCCGCCACGAGUGGUCCACCGGCGACGUCUUUGGCGUGUAUCCCCUCGGCGACUACAAGGAGCGCUUUGGCACGGAAUACAACAACUUUCAUCGCAUCGACCUCCACCAGCACCUCAAGCACGUCGCCACGUCCGAAGAGGGCGACGGCAUCCCCGCCACUCUCAAGGUCUGGCACAAAGCAACCGGCCUGGACCCCAUCGAGGGCAAAAUCUCGUUUGAAAACGGCGUCGAGGUGACGCACGACGUCAUCGUCUGCGCCGACGGCAUCCGCAGCCAGAUGCGCGAGCGGCUCGGCGUGGUCCCCCAGGUCUCGCGCUCCUCCUCGUGCUGCUACCGGUGCAUCAUCAGCGCCGACAAGCUGCGGGAGCUCGGCCUGCAAGAGUUUUGCGAGAGGAGUGCAAUCGAGUUCUGGGGCGGCGACGGCAUCGACAAGAUUGUCAUGAGCGCGUGCUCCGAUCAUGACGUCGUCAGCUGUUACUGCUUCUACCCGGCGGAGAAGAAUGACAUCCGCGAGGACGGGUGGAACAUUUCGACGACGGGCGAGAACCUGGCCAACACCUUCCCGGGCCUCGACGAGCGCCUCAAGACGCUGUUCCGCAACGCCGAGGACAUCAAGAUGUGGCGCCUGUACAACCACGAUCCCUACCCGUACUGGGUCAAGGGCAAGUGCUGUCUGCUCGGCGACGCCGCGCACCCCAUGAUGCCCGACCAGUCGCAAGGCGCGUGCAUGGCCAUGGAAGACGCCGGCGCCCUGGGUAUCCUCUUCUCGCCCAAGUACUCGUCCCUGUCGGUCGCGCAGAGGCUGCGGCUGUACGAGGAGGAGCGCAAGCCGCGCGCAACCCGGCUCCAGGAGAGCAGCAAGCGCGCGCGGACAGACCUCACGGAGCGCAUCGGCUGGAGCAGCGCCAACGACAGGCCGGGGAAGCUGACCAUCGAGGAGGUUUGCGGCUACGACAUGCACGCGCACGUCGCAGAGCUCGCCAGGAAGCUGGAAGGUAGUACUGCCGGCGAUUCAUGA
Molecule: messenger RNA, 1263 nt
Organism: Purpureocillium lilacinum
Lineage: Eukaryota; Fungi; Ascomycota; Sordariomycetes; Hypocreales; Ophiocordycipitaceae
Molecular function (GO): FAD binding; monooxygenase activity
Source: RefSeq, a predicted model, not a curated record